Messenger RNA from Morchella sextelata, 465 nucleotides. RefSeq lists its product as uncharacterized. The coding region runs from base 1 to 465 and encodes 154 amino acids. The transcript has 2 exons. The record is from RefSeq and is a predicted model, not a curated record. Lineage: Eukaryota; Fungi; Ascomycota; Pezizomycetes; Pezizales; Morchellaceae.
AUGCAACCCGAGCUCCAGAUACCCACACCCUACGCCGCCAUACGCCAGAAUACACAGUGGUACAAAGACCCGAUAGUCAGCGCACAACCCGAGGAGCUGGACAGCCUCCAUGCACGCUGCACCGCCGAACGGGGUACUAGCAGUAGCAUAGUCCGCCCGGUGCGGCGGGGAGCGGCGGGGAUCGACAGUCUACCACCGUGCCUUUCAGUAAACAUAUCUGCGAUCGACAGACAGCCGCUAUCGCCGUUCAAACGGAAGAUAGAUCCCCGGCGCAGUUUUACGGCGUCGGGAGAAGACACCGCGGCCGACAGGCCGGACACGCUGAUAGACGGCGCCCAUCCGGUGGAAACCCCUCAGGUACCGGAUACUUUAUUCUUAGCGAUCCCACCGCACCACUACGCCCGCGCGGCUGCGCUACCUAAAAAACGCCGGCGCAGACGAGGAGCGCCGAGUGAUAGCCUGUGA